Acanthoscelides obtectus is the source of this 2805-nucleotide messenger RNA. Lineage: Eukaryota; Metazoa; Arthropoda; Insecta; Coleoptera; Chrysomelidae. The record is from the annotation of a GenBank genome assembly.
GUGUAACAUAUUGGGCCAAAAUAGAUUGUUUGGUAGGGGGAAGUAUAUGUAUAAAUGCAUUUUGUCAAGAGUUGUACUCAUUUAUUAUGAAAUUGGUUCGGUGAUAUGAGAGCCCUACUAAGUAUUUUAGUGGGGGCGUUUUGCCUCCUGACCGUAGCACAUAGCGAGGCAGGGAAGACCACAGAAGCCUCCAAACAUGUGAAGAGAAGCCUCCACGGUUGGGAAGAAACCCACGAAGAGUGGGCUGCACCCAUCGAGCAUCACGAAGAGUGGAAAGUUCCAGAACAUCAUGAGGAAAAGCACGAGGAAUGGAAGAUCCCCGAGGAAAAACAUGAAGAGUGGAAAAUCCCUGAGGAGAAACACGAAGUAAAACAUGAAGAGUGGAAAAUCCCUGAGGAGAAACACGAAGUAAAACAUGAAGAAUGGAAAAUCCCUGAGGAGAAACACGAAGAAAAACAUGAAGUGUGGAAAAUCCCUGAGAAGAAACACGAAGUAAAACAUGAGGAGUGGCAUACUCCAGAGAGUCAUGAAGUGAAGCAUGAGGAAUGGAAAAUUCCAGAGCAUCAUGAGGAAAAGCAUGAGGAAUGGAAACCUAAAGAAGAAAAACAUCAUCACCAUCACCAUCAUGUUGAGAAGACGGUUACCAUUGUGAAAGAAGUCAAAGUUCCAUACCCUGUAGAAAAGGAGGUCAAAGUGCCCGUUUACAAAGAAGUACCUUAUCCAGUUGAAGUAAAAGUACCGAAGCCUUAUCCUGUUAUUAAAGAAGUACACGUUCCUGUCAAAGAGGUUCACGAGGUCAAGGUACCGGUGCACAAACCAGUACCUGUAGAGAAGAUCGUCAAAGUACCCGUAGAAGUAAAAGUUGACGUGCCCUACCCAGUAAAGGUAGAAAAACCCUUCCCCGUACCUGUCGAGAAAAAAGUAUACGUCCACUACCCCGUCAAAGUACCCAGACCCUACCCCGUGGUCAAAGAGAUACCGUUUCCAGUCAAAGUUCCAGUCCACGUUAUAAAACCAUAUCCAGUGCAUAAAACUGUACAUUAUCCAGUGAAGAAAUAUGUGGAUAAGCCAAGACCAGUACCAGUGGAGAAGCCGUACCCAGUCAAGGUUGAGAAGAAAGUUUGGGUACCUUAUGAAGUGAAAAAGCCGUACCCAGUAAAGGUUUAUGUUGAAAGACCCGUUCCAGUGAAGGUUGAAAAGGAGGUGCCAUAUCCUGUGGAGGUUAAGGUUCCAAAACCAUACCCGGUUGAGAAAAUAGUCAAAGUCAAAGUCGAAAAAGAAGUACCAUAUCCCGUAGAAGUAAAAGUUGAACGACCAGUCCCAUACGAAGUAAUAAAACAUGUCCCAUACACUGUAAUCAAGAAAGUACCAUACCCCGUGAAGGAACUGGUGCCAGUACCCAUAAAAGAGCAUCAUCACGAGCAUAAGCAUCACCACAAGCAGGAGGAGAAGAAGCAAGAGGACCACGGAUGGCAUAAAGAAGAAGAAAAACAUGGUUGGGAAGAAAAGAAAGAAGAAAGUCAUGAAGUUCAUGGUCAGGAACAUGGACAUCAUGAAGAAGAGAAGAAAUGGGAGGACUAUGAGAAGAAAGAAGAGCACAAACAUCCUAAGUUUGAAGAGGAAGAUAAUCCUGAAGAUUGGAGAUGGUAAUAAUUUUAUGUAGGUGCGUAGUUUUGGUCGAAACUAUGGAAUAUGACAUAAAUUUGCACAACUUUAAAUUUCCAAAGCACAAGUUACGGUAAAUCGCUAUUAUAAAAGUAACGAAACAAUUACAGGAGCUUGUUUUUAGUAAAAUUAUCUAGUUACCUGGUAUUGCAAGCUACAUUCCUAUCUAAAGCAAUUUACACUACCUAAAUUUCUACACUGAGCAAAAAUUCAUUUUGUUCUUACUCUGGAUAGAGGUAGGUCGUACAUACAUUUUACGUCAAAUAGCGUCCCAGGAUAAUAGAACAUUACAUGCCUAGUUUGAAAAGUGGACCAUUAUUGGGUGAGUCCUUUUAUAACGCGCUUAUGUCUCAACAGUUCUAAAAUAUUCCGAAAUAUAAAGCCCUGUUGCUAAACUGUACUAUCUAAACUAGACAGGUUACAAUUUCAAAUUGCAUUAUUAUUUACCUAGGUGUUUUUUGUUUUCAUUAAUUACCCACGGAAAGAAGUGCAACUUCUCAAUAGGGAAUCGCUGUAAAUAAUGAUGAUUUCUCGGACUAGUACUGAAAAAAUAUUUUCUAGGCAUUUCCAACUGACAAAAGACUAAACUCCAUGGUGAUCAGUAGUGGUCAUAUUUUUAACGACAUGAUGUAUUGUGGUUUUUAGGGUUUGUUUUCUGAUCGACCGUUGAAGUCUCCUUUAAAAAUCCGAUUAAAACCGUCUUGCCUUUGCCUUUCUGCGAGUCAAAAACAGGGCAUUUAAAUAAUGAAAUUUUGAAGAAUAGUCCUUGCUGUGCCGUUUCAUAUUGUAGAAUCAAAGAUAACUGCUUAACAGUAACACAUUGGGCUCUACUGAUUUCAAAACUUACUGUGUCACGAAUCUAAUAGCAUUUUCAAUUUCUUACAGUUUAGGCAAUUUUUCUUGUAAGAAUGUUCUGCACUUUACACAAUAUUUUCUGUCACCCUACGUUUUACCGAGAAAACCAUUUGUACCAGGGGGAUUACUUGUGCACCAACAAAGCAUAUUUAUGGUAAAUGGAUCUCAGUAGAUUUGUCUAAAAAUUGAGUAUGAAAUAUUUUUCAUUCUUUAACAACAGUUCUCGUAGAACCGAAGUAAUCAUAUGAUUAGUUUCUGAGAAAUAGAGGGGGGGAGGCGGUUGCU